AUGGCUUCGACAUUAUCAUCCAAGAUCCAGCGAUCUGCUAUCGUGCUGUCCUCAGCCGCAGUCAGAACCCCGACACGCAGUGCGGUAUCAUCCGCCGCGGCCUUGCGCAGAGCUAUCUCCGCACCGACACGAGGACUCGUCACUUCUCAGAACCGUGUCCUCUCCGGUCAGCCGGCACCAUCAUGCAGUCUCCAAACCAAGUCAUACCUGAAAAGCCCGCGCCAAGUGCAGACGCGCUGGAAUAGCGAUGAUGCCAGCUCAACCAAACUCCAGCAAUGGGGCUUCGAAGAUAUCACCGCCGCCCUCCCAACCUCAACACCCAACUCCCCAAACCACAAGCCCAUAAUCCUCAUCGAUGUGCGCGAGCCCGCCGAGCUCAAAGGCACGGGUAUAAUCCCCUCCGCAGUGUGUAUCCCGCUAGCAUCGCAGCCAGACGCAUUGUACCUCACCCCAGACGAGUUCGAGACCCGGUUCGGGUUCGCUAAGCCUGAUCCUACGGAGAGCGAGGGCGAGCCUGCGCAGAUGGUUUUCUACUGCAAGGCUGGUGUGCGGGCUAAGACUGCGGCGCAGAUGGCUGUGCAGGCUGGAUACGACCCUGCCAAUAUUGGGGUUUAUAUGGGCAGUUGGUUGGAUUGGGAGAGGAAUGGGGGGAAGGUUGAGAAGUGGGAGGGGGAUGAUUUUUGA
Messenger RNA from Penicillium vulpinum, 684 nucleotides. Its product is annotated as rhodanese-like domain-containing protein. The record is from RefSeq and is a predicted model, not a curated record. Gene Ontology annotation, molecular function: thiosulfate-cyanide sulfurtransferase activity. Bases 1 to 684 code for a protein of 227 amino acids. Lineage: Eukaryota; Fungi; Ascomycota; Eurotiomycetes; Eurotiales; Aspergillaceae. Gene Ontology annotation, cellular component: mitochondrion. The transcript is spliced from 2 exons.